This is a messenger RNA of Naegleria gruberi, 846 nucleotides long. RefSeq lists its product as uncharacterized. NCBI's taxonomy places the organism in Eukaryota, Heterolobosea, Eutetramitea, Acrasida, Naegleriidae. The record is from RefSeq and is a predicted model, not a curated record. The transcript is spliced from 2 exons. Bases 1 to 846 code for a protein of 281 amino acids.
AUGAUGAAUAAUCUCAAUCGAUUGAAAGUCCUUAAAACUAUUGUGGGAAGAGAAGUUUCUGAAGGUGCAGGAAUUAAAGUUUGUAGAACCAUUGGAGGACAAUCUGUUUCCUAUCAUGAUCCAUUUCUAUUACUCGAUGAAGCUAAAAUACCAAAUCCUAAAAAUGGAUUUCCAGAACAUCCACAUAAGGGAUUUGAAGCUAUUUCUUAUAUUUUGAAUGGCAAUUCCAAACAUAAAGAUAGUUUAGGUAAAAGUGGGUUUCUUUCUUCAGGUGAUGCUUUAUGGAUGACUGCUGGUCGAGGUAUAAGACAUGAAGAAACUCCUAUUGGAAAUGGUCCUUUACAUGCAUUCCAAAUAUGGGUUAAUUUAAGUGCUAAAGAUAAAUUAAUUGAACCAUACAGCCAAGUUUUAAAAUCAAGUGAAAAUCCAAAAAAGCAAAUUUCUGAACAUGUUCACUUGACACUUUUAGCUGGUAAAAGUAUUUCACAUGAUUUAACUAGUUCUGUACUUUUAAAAACUCCAGUUUUAGUUAGUCAUGUCAAAAUCAGCAAGAAGAAUGAAAAACUCACAGAAACAAUUCCAAAAGGAUUUCAAGGUUUAGUUUAUUUAUUUGCAGGUGAUGCAACAAUUGAAAAUCAACAAUUUGUUGAAAAAUCUGCAAUUUUAUUUGAAGAAACAAGUGAAGAUUCUCUAUUAGAAAUUGAUUCAACCUCAGAUCAAGUUCAAUUCUUAAUUUUAUCAGGAAAACCAAUUAAGGAGCCAAUUGCAAGACAUGGACCAUUCGUUAUGAAUACAAAAGAGGAAAUUAUGCAAGCUUUUCAGGAUUAUCAUUCUGGAUUGUUUUAA